UUUCACUUCCCCAAAUUCGACCAACUGCCCAAAGUCGAAGGACAACCGCAAGGAUGCUGCUGGGGCCUCUUCGACACGCGCACCAAGAAAGAUGAGAUCGGCACCCUCAACCUCCUCACCGCAGACGUCGUCCGGCGCGCAUCGCAGGAGAUCCGCACAGGCCGCCACGUCCAGCUCGACUGGUGCCUCAGCGACAACGUGCAAUAUCCCGGCUUCGGACGACGGAAGUUCGAACACAAAGUCCUCGACAAACGCGCCUCGUCGAACGGCAAACACGCCGGCUUCGACGACGAACUCACUUUCAACACCCAAUCCGGCUCACAGUGGGACUCGCUGAAGCACUACGCGCACCAGAAAUCCCAGAUGUACUACAAUGGCCUCUCGCACGACGUCGCCGCCGUCUGCGACACCAACGGCAUCCACAGGUGGUGCGAGCGCGGCGGGAUCGUCGGCCGCGGGGUGCUGAUCGACUGGCUGAGCUGGUACGAGCGGAAGCACGGGGAUCCGCCGAGCGCGGCGUCCCGACACGAGAUCCCGCUGGAGGACCUCGAGGCCUGCCUGCGGUCCCAGGCCACCGUGACGCGGCCCGGGGACAUCCUGCUGGUGCGGACGGGCUACACGCGCUGGCACAACUACGCGUCGCCCAGCGAGCGGCAGCGCGGCACCCAGGGCGACACGGCGGCCAUCGGCCUGCAGAGCAGCGAGGCCAUGGUCCGGUGGCUGUACGAGCGCCACUUCGCCGCCGUCGCGGGCGACACCAUCGCCUUGGAGGCCUGGCCGCCGGAGAAGGACAACGACUGGAAACUCCACGAGUGGCUCUUGUGUCAGUGGGGGACGCCCAUCGGUGAGCUUUGGGAUUUGGAGGCGCUGAGUAAGAUCUGUCACAAGGAGAAGAGAUGGACUUUCUUCCUGACGAGCGCGCCGUUGCACGUCAAGGGUGGCGUGGGCAGUCCGCCGGGGGCGAUUGCGGUGUUUUAG
Dissoconium aciculare CBS 342.82 is the source of this 978-nucleotide messenger RNA. RefSeq lists its product as uncharacterized. The record is from RefSeq and is a predicted model, not a curated record. The annotation marks the transcript as partial. The transcript has a single exon. NCBI's taxonomy places the organism in Eukaryota, Fungi, Ascomycota, Dothideomycetes, Mycosphaerellales, Dissoconiaceae. Gene Ontology annotation, molecular function: arylformamidase activity.